AGCAGGUUCUCCAGCAUGGUGUCCACUCUGGCCAGCAGACAGACAUUCAUCCAGUCGAGCAUUACGUUUUUGCGAUCUCAUGGUUUUGACGGUUUGGAUCUGGACUGGGAGAUGCUGGGGGUUCAUAGUUCACCUGAGGACAAAAAGAGGUUCACUCUGCUCUGCAAGGAGCUUUUUAAUGCUUACAAAUCAGAGAGUUCUGGACAAGGGCGACUAAUUCUUUCUGCAGCUGUGCCAGCUAGAGCAAGAAUUAUUGAUGGUGGAUAUGAAAUCUCUGAGGUGUCCAAGUAUUUAGACUUCAUGAGUGUGAAGACAACUGACCUGCAUGGUCAUCUAGAUGGAGUGACGGCCCACCACAGCCCUCUGUAUACGGACAACAAAGACAAUAUUGAUUAUGUGAUGCAGUCCUGGAUAGAACGAGGCGCUCCUGCAGUCAAGUUGCUGCUUGGCUUUCCCGUUUAUGCCCGCUCAUUCACUCUCUCUUCAAAUGCAACUGGCCUAGGAUCUCCAGUCAGAGGCCCCGCCACUCCUGGGCCCUACACUCAGGAGAUUGGCCUCUGGUCGUACUAUGAGACCUGCACUUUCCUGCGUGGCGCCACUGUUCAGUGGUCAGAGAGGCAGAAAAUUCCCUUUGCUGCGAAAGGCAAUCAGUGGGUGAGCUUUGACCACCAGGACAGUGUUAAUGCAAAGGUCCAUUAUAUCAAGAGGAACCAGCUAGGUGGCGCCACUGUGUGGACUUUGGAUAUGGAUGAUUUUUCAGGAAAAUUCUGUGGUCAAGGGACAUUUCCGCUCAUUUCUCAUCUGAAGCGUCGACUCCACGACAGCUCAACGCAUUACACGGCUGCUGUGUCUCCUCCCACGUCCUCUGGAUCCUUACUGAAACUGACUCCUCCCACACACGGGGCUUUCACAGAGAUGGGACCUGGGAGCUACUGCCAACAGAACAUAACUGUGGUCUAUCCUGUCAGUCACUUCUGUACAAGCAGAGAAGACGGACUUUACAUCUGGUCUCAAAAGCCAAAGAAGUUGUACAGCUGUGUGCAAAGAAAAACAUACAUGAUAAGGUGCCACUCAGAGGGAGCACAUCCAAACAAGGGAGAGUCAUCUACAUCAUCAUACACGUGUGUAGUGUCGUCUGCCAUACUUGCCUGUCUGCUGACUACUUUGAGCAUCUAG
Messenger RNA from Synchiropus splendidus (mandarinfish), 1176 nucleotides. Its product is annotated as acidic mammalian chitinase-like. The record is from RefSeq and is a predicted model, not a curated record. Gene Ontology annotation, biological process: carbohydrate metabolic process; chitin catabolic process. The coding region runs from base 16 to 1176 and encodes 386 amino acids. NCBI's taxonomy places the organism in Eukaryota, Metazoa, Chordata, Actinopteri, Syngnathiformes, Callionymidae. Gene Ontology annotation, molecular function: chitinase activity; chitin binding. The transcript has 7 exons. Gene Ontology annotation, cellular component: extracellular region.